This is a messenger RNA of Acaromyces ingoldii, 1645 nucleotides long. RefSeq lists its product as hypothetical. The coding region runs from base 131 to 1573 and encodes 480 amino acids. The record is from RefSeq and is a predicted model, not a curated record. NCBI's taxonomy places the organism in Eukaryota, Fungi, Basidiomycota, Exobasidiomycetes, Exobasidiales, Cryptobasidiaceae. The transcript has a single exon.
GUGCGUCACCUGGCAGCGCUUGACUAGCCAACUCCUCGCCUCUUUCUGCUCACUUCGUCGUACUGACACUGAUAGUCUAGUAGCCGCUGAUGGCGACGAUGCCUCGUCUUCGGUGGGCUAUCCAGACAAUAUGAGCGAUGAUGGAGGCCAAGAGAGGAUUUCGUCCGUUGACCUCAAACAACAGGCGCGCAUCGAGAAGUCGGUGCGUGAGGCUCAAGCCAAAGUGGCGAGCUUUCACAAGAGCCAAGAGGAGAGGAAGCAGAAGCAGCUGCGCGGGGAGAUCACCAUUGAUGCUGCAGAAGCGAAAAAGGAAAACGCAAAGAUCAAGAGGGCAGAAACGACUCUUCGGAAAGCAGAAGAGAAGAUGAACGACUUCAUUCGAUCUUCUCAGGAGGCGGGCAAGGGUGACUCGACUUUCAGCUCCGACAAUCCCUUCCAGAAGCAGCAAGUGCCGCCAUCUGCACUGCCUCCGUCUUCUCCUCAGCGUCUUGGUCAGCUGUCGCAGAUGACGCCACCAGAGAGGCAACAAGAGUCACUUAUGCAGCGCGAUGAGCAACGCUUCGGCUCCGAGGAUGAGCUCGACACGAGCCCUAUGCUGGAGGCAGCCACCAAUGGCAGGACGGCAGACGAUGAAGACGUAGCGCCACUGGACCAAGAGACUGAUGAACGCAGUGCGGCUCGGAGGCGAGAAAAUAAUCCCCUCUUCUUUCAGACGCAGUCUACGCAGGGGGUCGAGAGUCAGACACAGAGUGAAACGCAGCCUGCGCAGAGCCCGACGAAGACGUUGGCGUCAGCAUCCGAAGAAGUAGGGUACCAAAAAUCACAAAUUACUGCUGAAGCUUCGUCGGCGACGGAUUCAGAGACGAGUUCAGACUCGAACGACGAUCCUGGUUCUGAGGAAAGCAGUGAAGACAGUGAUGAGGGUGAAGAGCAGGACUCUGCUCCUCCUCCUGCCCAGCAUCCACCCAAGUCUCCGAGACAAGAGCCAACGACUCCUAAAGUCAACGGUGUUGACAAGGAGAGCUCUGUAGAACCGGUGGAAGAAUCUUCUGCGGACGAGAAGGAUGACGAUGAGGAAGAGGAGGACGAGAUUGAAUCGACGCCGCCGGCCAACCGGACGAGCAUCUUCGGUUUCAUUCGCAAUGCCUUGGCCAACAACGGGACGACAUCAACGCCCACACGCGGAUCAAGCGGUGACGCUUCCGCUGAAGUCGCAUCGCGGAUGCAGCCUCGACGCAAGACCGGAUCGAGGCUCAGCGAUCUGAACCCCAAUGUGAUCCGCGCUUCGAUUAGCAGCGCACAGAAUAGCCCCAUAUCUCAGAGCGCGCCUCAAUUGACCACCAGCGGCAACAGCAACAGGAGGGACACAGCUGCGAGCGAGGGCAGCAGCACAGACGAUGACUCAAGCAGCGACGAAGAUGACUCCGAUUCGUCGUCAUCGUCUGAGGACACAGGAAAGAUGAAGACUGGCGUUUCUUCAUCGCAGCCCCUGCCGGCCAGCAAGAGGGCAGGCGCCACGAAGAAGCCGCUCGCGAAAAAGGCCCGGAAGAGCGGGCUGGCCAAGCUCAUGUGAAGAGCAAGGCUCAUGUAUUAUUUGUCCGCCCAUCUUUAGAUAUCAGGAAUGCAGAUUCCACCAUUAUUGUCG